Molecule: messenger RNA, 1728 nt
Organism: Plenodomus lingam JN3
Lineage: Eukaryota; Fungi; Ascomycota; Dothideomycetes; Pleosporales; Leptosphaeriaceae
Source: RefSeq, a predicted model, not a curated record
AUGCCUCUGUCCACCGUCGGCGUUUUCGGCAGAAACGCCGCGCCCUGUCUGGAGAUCAAGCCCGAGUCGCCUUUUGUCGUCUUCUAUGGCGAGAGUGCAGAGAGCCACGAGACGGAGCUGAGGGGCAAGUUGGUGCUCAACAACCCAGAGCCCAUUUCGGUGCGCAGUGUACGCAUCACGCUGACGGGCACGCGAAAAGUCUCGUACGCACACCCCCGAGCGACUGGCAAGCCGAUAACGCAAAAGAGCAACUUCCUCGUCCAAGACGUCCACCUGUUCCCCGUCGAGGGCACCAACAAGAACAAGUCGCACAAGAUCUGCGCGGGCUACCAUGAGUGGGCCUUUGCCUUCAAGAUGCCCAGCCACAUCGACCAGAGCGUCGAGGGCCUACCCACCAACUGGGUCGUCUACAACCUCAAGGCGCACGUGGACCGCGGAUACAUGAGCAAGCAUCUCUCUGCCUCGUCCCACAUUCGCGUCAUCCGCACCCUCGGACGCGACAUGCUCGAGACGCAGCCCAUGGAGCAGAUCAACGAGGACAUUUGGGCCAACAAGCUGGCCUACAAGAUUACGGUGCCGCAGAAGAACUACAUCAUCGGCACCAACAUCACGGCCGACUUUGUGCUGAUACCGCUGAGGAAGGGGGUGCAGAUUUCGACCAUCAAGAUGGAGCUGAUUGAGUCGCGCCAGCUGUUUGCCGACUAUGCCGGCCGUCGGAUCAGCCACCAGACGGAUGUGCAGGUGGCCGUCACAGAGGCCGACAUGCCAGCCAGCUCUGCCCAACUGGUUCCCGAGGGCGUCGAGGACACGGACGCCCUCUUUGACGAGUCCCACCGCUUCUCCAUGACGCUCAACCUCCCACGCUCGCUCAAGAGCUGCCGGCAAUCCGUCGACACGGAGAACAUUCGGCUGACGCACAAGCUGCGGUUGUUUGUCAACCUCAAGAACCCAGAAGGGCACACGAGCCAGCUGCUGGUCAAGAACCACGUCCACCUCUUCAUCUCGCCCAAUCUCCCACCCAACGAAGACCAGAGCGUCGUCGUCGACGCCAACAUCCUCAACCAACAAGCCAUCCAAGACCAGGCCGCCCAAAACGCCCCUCCGACCUAUGGCCUCCACCAGCUCGACGAGCUCUACAACGACAUCGACCCCUCGGGCUUCAUGACCCCGGGCGGCUUUCACUCGGUGAUGAACAGCGGCGCCAACACGCCGUUUUAUGCGCAGUCUCGAAGUGGAUCCGCCGAAGACCUUGCCUCGCUCGAUGCCGUCGCCCACCAACGGGGCGGCGGUGCGUCUGCGAUUGCCCUCCAACACCGUCUCCAGAAUCUCGACAUGUCGCACGCCGAGCACACCUCGCGCUUUGCCUCGCACACGCCACGCGGCCAGCAAUCCUCGGGCGACAGCACGCCCGCACACUCGCAAGACGGCGCGUACUUUGAUCUGCCCGCCGCAAACCCGUCGUACGACAUGGCCGCGCUCGCACGCAUACCGAGCUACAACACGGCCGUGCGCACGCCCGUCUACGGAUCCCCCGUCGGCGUCGACAUGGCGCUCCCGAGCUACGAGAUUGCAACGAGCCGGCCGAGUAGCCCGAGCCGCAGCCGGGGCAGCAGAGGUACGACGCCCAGUCCGGCGCGCAGUCUGGACACGCUGAAUGAGGAGACGUAUCGGAACACCCAGCAUAAUUCGCAGAGGCAGAGUCCGCGGACGAGUGAUGAUGGAAGGUAA